This is a messenger RNA of Carcharodon carcharias (great white shark), 3714 nucleotides long. Its product is annotated as phosphatidylinositol 4-phosphate 5-kinase type-1 beta-like. The record is from RefSeq and is a predicted model, not a curated record. Gene Ontology annotation, biological process: phosphatidylinositol metabolic process. The transcript has 19 exons. The coding region runs from base 651 to 2504 and encodes 617 amino acids. Lineage: Eukaryota; Metazoa; Chordata; Chondrichthyes; Lamniformes; Lamnidae. Gene Ontology annotation, molecular function: phosphatidylinositol kinase activity.
UUCCUUCUUAUGCGUUCUGCUGAGAGCUGAAUGAAAAUGGGAACUUACUUCUGCCGGGAGCAGUGGAUGGGGAUCGGUGCAAAAUGAGCGUUGAACCAGCAAAAAGGGGGGAAAAAAGCAUUCCGGAGACGUGAAACAGAUCCCUUCAGCAAGGAAUGUGGGACUCUUCCUGCUUUCAAAAUGUGACCUAUUUUAAAGCAGGUUUCUCUUUUUUGUUAAAUCAGUGGCUGCAAACAGAUGAGAGUCUCUGGCCCUUUAACACCAACUUGUCCUCUCUGUGGAGUGUGACUGGAUCGCUUCCUUCAUGUCUUGACAGCAAAAGCUUUGAGUUUGGCUCCGUUCUAGUGCAAUGCAGUGAAAGUUUGUCAGGAGAGCCAUUACUCGAUCCGAGUAAUGUGGAAGCAAUAUAAUGCAGAUGAACUGGCCUUAAUUAUUACAAGUAAAAACACUGCCUUUUGUCUGAAGUAUCCUCAGCAACACAUGGCUUCAUUACUUUGAACUAUUUGGGCCUGGAGCCUUGAUGUUUGCUUGCUGCAGAAACUUGACAGUAGCCUGCUGCACACUGACAAAUGGUAUUUUAGUCUGCUGCCCUGAACAGAAGCUAUAGGCAGAAUGCUGGUCUUUGAAUACCAAAAUUUCACCGUCUGAAGAUGCAAGAUAAUUUUCAUGUUGAGCUGUUCCUUAAAAUCUGGAUCGCUGUCGAAGCUUUUGGUCACCUGCCUUCAUAUUUCCUGUGUGGCUCAGUAUCGAACGUGUUCCUGUGCAGCACCUUGGGAUGUUUUGCUACUGCGAAAAUGACUUCUAUGACUGAAACCAGAAAUGCUGCUGCUAAGCAAAAUGGGCACAGUGGUGAAGGCAACUCUCGGGAGAAGAUUUACAAAAAGACGCCAUCAUCUGCACUUCAAGGUUCUAUCCAGCUUGGAAUAGGAUACGCUGUUGGGAAUCUCACAUCGAAACCAGGCAGGGAUGUGCUUAUGCAAGAUUUCUACGUUGUGGAAAGUGUCUUUCUACCAAGCGAAGGAAGCAAUCUUACACCCGCACAUCGCUAUCCAGACUUCAGGUUCAAGACUUAUGCUCCACUAGCAUUCCGCUAUUUCCGAGAACUCUUUCACAUAAAGCCAGAUGAUUAUUUGUAUUCCUUAUGCAAUGAGCCACUGAUCGAACUUUCCAAUCCUGGCGCUAGUGGGUCCUUAUUUUACGUCACAAGCGACGAUGAAUUCAUCAUAAAGACUGUGCAGCAUAAAGAAGCAGAGUUCUUGCAGAAGUUGUUACCAGGCUAUUAUAUGAAUUUAAACCAGAAUCCCAGGACACUUUUGCCAAAGUUUUAUGGCUUGUACUGUAUGCAGUCGGGAGGCACUAACAUAAGAAUUGUGGUUAUGAACAAUGUGCUGCCACGUUCCGUGCAUAUGCACCACAAGUACGAUUUGAAAGGAUCGACAUACAAACGUAGGGCUUCGAGGAAAGAGAGAGAAAAAGAUAUACCCACAUUCAAAGACUUGGACUUUAUACAGGACACACCGGAUGGCCUUUUUUUUGAUGCUGAGACAUAUAACGCGUUGAUUAAAACACUUCAGCGGGAUUGCCGGGUGUUGGAAAGUUUCAAAAUCAUGGACUACAGCCUGCUAUUGGGAAUCCAUAACUUGGACCUAGCCAUCAAAGAGAAAGAGAAGGAAGCAGAAAGCCUCCAGACUGCCACAGAUGGGAAGCGCCUUGGGGGGCAGAAGGUCUUGUAUUCCACAGCCUUGGAAUCCAUACAGGGUGCAACUAAAUCAGGGGAAUCUGUUGGAACAGAUGAUACAAUGGGUGGUAUACCAGCCAAAAAUAGUAAAGGAGAGAGACUUCUACUUUAUAUGGCCAUUAUCGAUAUUCUGCAGUCUUACAGGUUCAUUAAGAAGCUGGAACACUCUUGGAAAGCUCUCGUCUAUGAUGGAGAUUCUGUGUCAGUCCAUAGACCAGGAUUCUACGCUGAUCGGUUUUUGAAGUUCAUGAGCAGUCGGGUAUUUAAGAAGACACUGUCUUUGCGGCCAUCUCCCUCAAAGAAGGCUCGUAAUUCCAUUCCGGCUAUUAAAUACAUAGGACAGGAAGUUCUGUCCUCUGGACCAAUACAAGAGACAACUGAAGGAAAGAAUGAGCUGCUAUUUGGAACCAGGAGCUAUUGUAGCCUUGAUGGAGAAGGAUAUCGUAGACGACCGGACCUGCUUCCCAGCACAACAUCUUUAUUUGAAGCCGCCUCCUUAGCAACAACACUUUCCUCGACAUCAUUAUUUAUGAAUGAACAGACGCCAUCUGAAGGAACUGCAAACUCUUCACACAAGGAAGAGAACCCGACUAGCUCCACUGUCACUUUGGAAGACAGCGCAAUCUGUUUAACACUGGAGCAAAGCACAUUAGAAAUAGAAAAUGAUGACGAUUCUGAAUUCGACAUUCACUUGGGGAACAAUUUAAACAUGAAUAUGACUCCUUGGAUUUUUACUGAAACAUCGAUCAUAAAUAAAGCAACAUGAGGAAUUAGUUGGAACAUUUGGGCAGAGAAAGAAUAUAAAUCCAGCCUGAGCCUUCCUUCACCUGGAAAUGAAGAAUAUUUCAUAUACUCCGGCUCAUGAAGAAUUCAAACAGGAAUCCUGUUUAGCAAAGAGGAUUCUGGCAAGUGCCAUGGACUUUGUCAACCGACAUUGAACAGUACAAGGUUCACGAGGAACAUUUCACACUUCAGCACCAAGUCUGUAUUGCUGCUAUACAAAUGCAGAUCCCCCCCCUCCAUUUUUGUGAUCCCACCUGAUCAACUGAAAAGAGUUUGUCAUUUUUACUGGUUCUGAAAUUCUACCAGAUUUAUAUUUUGUUACUUCAGUAGUUUUGAAUGCAUACAUUUCAGUGUCUGGCAGUUUUAAAAAAAAAGUUUUUUCUCAGAUGCCAAAAACACUUAUGCCUAAAGCAUAAAUGUUUACUGUUCUAUUUUGCUAAAUUUCCUAAGAAGCAGUCUUUUAAUCACCUCUGGAAAAAAAUUGCCUACUUUGUACUUGCAUUGAAUUGCAAUGUUUGCACAUGACUACAUUAACAGUUACUCUAGAAACCCUAGUUUUGCUUACUUGUCAGUUUGAAACAAAAAAGUUUACAGAAAUGUGUGUGCUUCAUCUCAAUAUCUAUUUUAAAAAUGACAAAAGGUCUAUUUUAAUGAAGUCUUACGGGGUGGUCUUAAAAGUCUCUGUAAAUAAAUAUCUUUAAAAUUGUAAAGGAGUUUGCUUGAGAGAUGCUUCCUAUAACUUAAUGUCCACUUAACAAAAGUAUUGUACAGGAAUUAUCUGAUAAAAUUAUCUUCUGAGAUGUACAGUAUAAAGCAUCGAAUGGCCUGCUAAAAUUUAUGCUGCAUAUUAUGUAUGUAGAUUGUAUAGGACUUGAGUUUUGCUGCCAUUCUGAAGUAGAAUCACCUGUAACAAAAAUUUCCUUUAAGCAAUCAUGUUCAGAUUAUUUAAAUGUUACACAAUUGUUGAGCCUCUACAUUUAUUUAAAUUAUGUCUUGCUGUAGCCAUUCUUCUAUUAAGGAGAGAAUUUAUGAAAAGGGGAAGUAUUUGGCAUCCCCUGGUGGACAUGAUUUAGCACUAAACAGCAUCCAGGGCAAAGUGAACUUCAGUUUCUUCGACCAAUGUUUUGAAUCAAUUAGAAAGCACUUGGAAAGAAAUGACCAGCAGAGAAUUAAUAAAAUAAAGUUGAACUUGA